This is a messenger RNA of Canis lupus familiaris (dog), 5026 nucleotides long. RefSeq names its product bisphosphoglycerate mutase (gene BPGM). The transcript has 3 exons. Gene Ontology annotation, molecular function: intramolecular phosphotransferase activity. The coding region runs from base 376 to 1158 and encodes 260 amino acids. Gene Ontology annotation, biological process: glycolytic process. Lineage: Eukaryota; Metazoa; Chordata; Mammalia; Carnivora; Canidae. The record is from RefSeq and is a predicted model, not a curated record.
GUUAUGGCGUGUGCUCGUCUUCUCAGAGAGCCAAUCAGAGCCUCGCUUGCUACCCCGGGGAUUUGGGAAACGGAAAAGCCCCCGACCGGUUCCUGGGGAGUGGGGUGGGGCCUCACGUGAGUGACAGCCCGACCCUCCAAUAGGAAGAGCGCUGGGACCUACCCCCUUCUGACUCCAGAGCUAGAAAAGAGCGUUGAUGCCCGCGGCAGUGAUGAGUUGUAGGUGGAGCUGGUUGCUCCGCGGCACCGAGGAGCGGCGGCUGUUGCUGGUGCUGGUGGGGCUGCUGCUGCUGCUGGUGCUGGCCUCCUUGCAGAUGUAUUGUUGUCAUUGAAUAUUGGUCCAUUUGAAAAGUGCUAGGGAAGCUCAGCCAUCAGUAUGGCCAAGUACAAACUGAUUAUGUUAAGACAUGGAGAGGGUGCCUGGAACAAAGAGAAUCGUUUUUGUAGCUGGGUGGAUCAGAAACUUAACAGUGAAGGAAUGGAGGAAGCUCGGAACUGUGGAAAGCAACUCAAAGCACUAAACUUGGAGUUUGAUCUUGUAUUCACAUCCAUCCUCAAUCGGUCCAUCCACACAGCCUGGCUGAUCCUGGAAGAGCUGGGGCAGGAGUGGGUUCCGGUGGAAAGCUCUUGGCGUCUAAAUGAACGUCACUAUGGAGCUUUGAUCGGUCUCAACAGGGAGCAAAUGGCUUUGAAUCACGGUGAAGAACAAGUGAGGCUCUGGAGAAGAAGCUACAAUGUGACCCCACCACCCAUUGAGGAAUCUCACCCUUAUUACCAUGAAAUCUAUAACGACCGGAGGUAUAAGGUGUGUGAUAUACCUGUGGAUCAGCUGCCACGAUCUGAAAGCUUAAAGGAUGUUCUGGAGAGACUCCUUCCCUUUUGGAAUGAAAGGAUUGCUCCCGAAGUAUUAAGUGGCAAAACCAUUCUGAUAUCUGCUCAUGGAAAUAGCAGUAGGGCUCUCCUGAAGCAUCUGGAAGGUAUCUCCGAUGAAGACAUUAUCAACAUCACUCUUCCCACUGGAGUCCCCAUUCUCCUGGAACUGGAUGAGAACCUGCAUGCUGUUGGGCCUCACCAGUUCCUGGGCGACCAAGAUGCCAUCCAAGCUGCUAUUAAGAAAAUAGAUGAUCAAGGAAAAGUGAAAAAACGAGUGGAAAAAUGAAGGCUUUCCAUUUGCUAGCUAGGAAUAGCAGUAAAAGAAGUGGCAUGCAGUGUUUUAUGGGUGCUGAUCUCUCUUCUCUCUUUAUUUUCCCCUGAUUUUUCCAAAAUGGGGCUAUGGGGUAGAGUUUCUAUAGGUAACUAGGUAAUUUAUGUUGCCCAGAUAAAGGCUUUAGGAUGCCUGAGACUUUAAGUCUUAUGAAUGAAGUCUCCUGCUAGUCCUGUUUGAAUUAGUUAUUCAUGGGGGCUAAUUAGUAACCAGUAGGGCUUAAUCAAUGUCCUAAGUUUCUAAGACAGGAGAGUAACAAGUAGAAGUGAAGUUUAAGGUAUUCAUCAUUCAAUAAAUCAUUAUUGACUCACUAUUGACAGGCACUACUUAUUCCAAUAAGUAGUUCACUUUUAUAUUACUGAGACUUUCUGCAAUGAUAGUAAGGUAUGUUAGAUAAUAAACUCUACUUAAGUAUUUAUUACUAAUUAGCCUUCUCCUCUAGGAAAAGGGAUGCUUUGCUAGUUAAAACCAGAGGCCCAUUAAAUGGGAUAAAUCAUAGGUGGGUUUCUCCACGAAAGCCAACAACAAACAAUAAGGCCCUUUGCCUUGGUUUCUCCACGAAAGCCAACAACAAACAAUAAGGCCCUUUGCCUUGUCUCUAGUCCAGAGACAUCCUUUCUUUGACGUUCAGUAGGAUUCCCCUUUGGCUGCUAGAAUUAGCAACAUGGAGACAACUCUAGCUGUUUAUAUUCUCCUUUUGUUCUGUUGUAUUAAACUUCAAGCUUUAGGUACUUAAAAUUGGUUUAAAAAUAAAGGUCUGUGACCGAAAACAAAUCCCCAAAGUGAUAAACAUUAGGUAAAAGCCUCUGAACUAGUCUUUGGUUCAAAAUCUUCCUGUAACACUCAAAGAGUUACAUGGAUAUUCUCUACAAAUUGAACAUCAAGGUUUGGGGAAAGGUAAGAUAUAGUGCAUGUAAUUUUAUUCACAUGAGCAGGGAAAAUAUGGUACAUUGGGGCUUGUCAUAAACAUGUAUUGUUCAUCAGCCAAGAGCAAGUGUAUAUAACAUAGAGCAGCAUGGGUAGGCCGUGGACAACAUGAUUACUUAUCAAUCUCAAUAACACUAUUUUCUAGAUUAUAUUUUUAAAUCUCAUGGUCAUGUAAGUCAUCAUUUCUUUAAACUCUUACCUUAUUUCAAGGCAAGUGACAUGUAUUUCAGUGAUAAAGUCAUGGGGGAAAAAUUCAUCAGUUUUUCAUGGUUUUCCAUUGGUGGAUUAAUCUAUUUAUAUCCAUUUUAUAGUAAAUGGCAAUAGAAGAAAACUAAUUCUGAAACCCUUGCUACUGCUUGGUCUCCAUUUGGUCCUUACUUUGGACUCUUUUUGCACACUGGCCAAUGGAGAUGGCUGGGAAGAAGAGCUGAAGCUGGAGUGCUCACAGCUGGCCACAUCUGUGAUGCAUAAGGACAUGGAAUGUGGAUGCUUUACAUUUUGACCAACACAUGGUGUCUACCAUAACCCUUCAUUUUAGUCCAAUUGCUUAACCAAGUAAUAUUCUUUAGAAUUCAGAGAUCAGAUCUUCCUAUAAUUCCAAGCCUAUGACUAGGCUAUACCUCAGACUGUUCUUUAACAGUUUCACCUCUGGAAUUGAACUCUGAUUUUUCUAACCCAAUUGGUGACCAUAUCUUAAUGCAACUCAAGAGCUUAGAUUGGAGUCUUCCCUUGUCCUACAUCAAGAUGUUCACUCCCAAAGUACUCCCCGCAGAAUGAUGUGCUUCUACACACAAAGCUAUACUCACAACCAGUCAUUUUGGAAUCUUGCAAUUUUCCUAAGAUAGGGUUAAAUUUUUUGCUGAUACUUUCUGAUAUAAUUUGGCUUAUUGUUUUUGAGAUCUUGGCUGAAAUAAAUGAGAUGCUUAUGAAAACCUCAUGUAAAAUUAUUUUUUUAAGAUUCUAUUUUAAGGAACCUCUACAUCCAGCAUGGGGCUCAAACUCAGAACCCCAAGAUCAAGAGGCACAUACUCUACUGACUGAGCCAGCCAGGUGCCUCAGUUUUUUUUAAAGACAUGUAAGAUUAUUUUUAACAAUUCCAAUACUUCAACUUUAGACCACCUAAUGUACCUGUUUUCUUCACAUGGCUUACAAGAUAGCCAGAAUUUUUGAUGUAGGAAUCUUGAAGGCUACUAACUGGAGCCAACUAGACAUGUCUCCUCUGCCCAGGCUGACAUGAUUGUCCCAGUGUGGAACCAGUGUGCUAAGAUGAGGGCCAUAGCAAGAUGCUCCUAGAGUUUCAAUUUUUAAAUAUCUCAGAUGAAUACUGUAUCCCAGGACACUGAGAAUUUACUUUUCCAAAAGAACGGACAUUCUGCUUCAGAGAAUGAAGGUUUUCUCAUCAUCUAAUACUAAUUUGAACACGGACAAGAAAGCAUCCUUGGACAAGGAUAUGUUAUGUCAUGUAUUUUUCUUUGAUAAGAUGUGCAAGAAAGAUUUCUGAAUGAGAUCUGCUUAUUUCCACAGUAAUGGUGGUGGUUAUUUGUCUUCCAAUCUGGGAAGCCUCCCCAUGCUCUGUAGCUUUUCAGGGGCAAAUUUAUUUAUUCAUUUCUUUUUGGUUGUGUUGUGUGAGCCUAUUAAAACCAAUCCCCGGUGGGCAGCACUUGGCCAGUCCAGUGGCCAAAUGCAGAAAUCCAACUGGUCAUGUCGCCACCCAAGAAAAGAGAAGAGCGAGGUCAAGUACUUCCCCACACCUUCCUUCAUGUAGUUAGAGUUCUUCGUUUUCCUGGCCCCUCACUGCUUCUGACAGAAUGGGCUAGGGGAAACAGUUUUACUAGACAGAGGUUGCAUCCUCCCUGGUGUCAUUUUUAAUUCAUUUUCUUGCUCUUGCAAGCAACAGUCUAUUCAAAGUUCAGCUUCCCCAUUACCUGGAAAGCCUUUCCUAUGUUCUUCUUCCCUCAGAAACAUACCAAGAUUGCCUCAAUGUUGCAGUUCCUGAUUAUGUUUCCUGCUUUUGUGUUUUGCAUAAUUGGAUUUUCCAAGUUUUUGGCUGUUUGUAGUAUUGAAUCAUGCCUUGCCUCACAAUAGAUCUGGCUGUGGCCUGAGAGUUUUCCACAUUGGACUAUGAAGGGAAUUUAAAACACUGAUUCCAAGGGGAAAAAUAAAACAUCCAAAAUAUAAGCAUAUUUUAAUCAUUCAAUCUUCCUCCUACGACAAAGUUAGUUGGCCAAAUAAUAGGCAGAAAUGAAAGUCACUCUUUUUCCACAAUUGGUAAUGUUUUAUUUGUUGGAGGAUAAUCCAGCUAUAUAGUCUAGCCUUUAAGACACUGGGACCUUAUGUUGCCAAAAAAUUGUAAGUUCCCUUGACAAUUUUCUAAAGGUAAGCUAGGGUGUCACUAUCUCUUCCUACGUAUAGACAGUAGAGCCACAUACUUCUUACUUGCUUUUUAUUUAAGUCGGAGCUGGCCAUUUAAGCUUACGUUUACUCUGAUUUGACAGGAAUACGUUAAAAAAACUUUUUAUUAUAAAAAUCAUUAGGGACACCUGGGUUGCUCAGUGGUUAGCAUCCGUCUUUUGCUCAGAUAGUGGUCGCAGGGUCCUGGGAUCAUGUUCCACAUCGGGCUCCCCGCAGGGAGCCUGCUUCUCCCUUUGCCUGUGUCUUUGCCUCUCUCUGUGUCUCUAAUGAAUAAAUAAAUAAAACCUUAAAAAUAAAUUAAAAAUAUAAAAAUCUUUAAACAUCCACAAAAGCAGAGAGUGUAAAUAGCACAAAGAACACUCAUGCCUGUCUAUCACCCAACUGCCACCUCAGUCACCUGUGACCACUGUUAGGUGUAUCUCCCCUCUCUCUACACCGGCCCCCACUGGAUUUUUCUGAAAUAAAUGCCAAAGAUUAAGCAGUA